Messenger RNA from Cottoperca gobio, 1931 nucleotides. It is a transcript of the gene cdkl1, whose product is annotated as cyclin dependent kinase like 1 (CDC2 related kinase). Lineage: Eukaryota; Metazoa; Chordata; Actinopteri; Perciformes; Bovichtidae. Gene Ontology annotation, cellular component: nucleus. The transcript is spliced from 10 exons. Gene Ontology annotation, molecular function: protein serine/threonine kinase activity; ATP binding. Bases 415 to 1455 code for a protein of 346 amino acids. The record is from RefSeq and is a predicted model, not a curated record. Gene Ontology annotation, biological process: protein phosphorylation.
AUUGGUGCUCUUUACUGCGCAGUUUCUAAGGGGUAAGUUCAACGUCGUAAUGAUUAUUUAUUUUGUAUUAUGAGGCAUCGCGUCAAUAUGGAUUGAAAAUGAAGACUCAGCAAGACUGUGCUGAAGGGAAACAAUAAGCAGAGAGGGGUACCGAGGUAGUGACGACGCACAGGACCAGUGGACAGCGGAGGGAGGGAGUUGUAGUGGCAGCAGAGACACACAGACACUUCUGAAAUCCUUCUUACUGCUACAGUAUUUCAUACUCACGUUAUGACUUUUAGCCCCGAGACGCUGCGCGCGCAUACAUGUAGCUUUUGGGACUUUUGAUGGAUUUAAAUCCUCCGCAGACUCGCUGCUGACUUGUCGAAGGUGAGCCUUUCAGAUUCUGGACAGGUGACAUCUACUAACUGCCCAAUGGAGAAAUAUGAAAAGCUGGCCAAAAUUGGCGAGGGUUCAUAUGGCGUGGUGUUCAAAUGCAGACACAGAGAUUCUGGCCAGAUAGUUGCAAUCAAGAAGUUUGUGGAAUCUGAAGAUGACCCUGUCAUUAAGAAGAUUGCAUUGCGAGAAAUACGUAUGCUGAAGCAGCUGAAACACGUGAAUCUGGUCAACCUGCUGGAGGUCUUCAGGAGGAAAAGACGGCUUCACUUGGUGUUCGAGUUCUGCGAGCAGACGGUCCUCAAUGAGCUGGACAAACACCCUCGCGGGGUACCAGAGGCUCAGCUGAAAAGUAUAGUUUGGCAGACUUUGCAGGCUGUUAACUUCUGCCACAAGCACAAUUGCAUCCACCGUGAUGUAAAGCCAGAGAACAUCCUUCUCACCAAAACCGGAGUCAUCAAGCUCUGCGACUUCGGCUUCGCCCGCAUUCUGACAGGGCCAGAGGAUGACUACACAGACUACGUGGCGACCCGCUGGUACAGGGCCCCUGAGCUGCUGGUCGGGGAUACUCAGUACGGGCCUCCUGUGGACGUGUGGGCUCUCGGCUGUGUCUUCGCUGAGCUCCUCCACGGGAAUCCACUCUGGCCCGGGAAGUCUGACGUUGACCAGCUCUACCUAAUCCGAAAAACUCUAGGUGACCUGAUCCCUCGGCACCAGCAGGUCUUCCGUUCCAACGUCUUCUUCAGCGGAGUCAGUAUUCCUGAACCUGACACGACGGAGCCCUUGGAAAAGCGCUUCCAUGGCGUGCCUGUGCAUGCCCUCCAGGUUAUGAAGUCAUGCCUGGUGAUGGACCCCUCUCUCCGGCUGUCCUGUGAGGAGCUGCUGGAGCUGCCUUACUUCCAGGAAGAAGGAGUCAACUGGGGGCGUGAGAGUGAGCGCCUAGGAAGACGACAUGAUAAAGGCUCCCGACGCAGACAGCCAGGGGCUCAGUACCUGCCUCAGUUACCAAACAGCAACAUCUCGCCAGCACCGGAUGUUAAGAAACAGGUGAAGCAUAAAUAUCACCUGCCCAACAUUUAACAAAGCAACACGUUUGUGGCUGAACUGAGAAAGGUGGACUUGUGCAAGCAUUUGAAUACAGUAAAAUGUAUUGUUGGUGUGACAGUGAAAAGGUCUAUUUUGAUUCUAUGAUCACAUUCACUCGUCAUGUUUGUUUGCAUUACUUAAUAUUUACACAAUAGUUUGGGCAUUUACAGUUGCACACUUCAGUACUGUAACCAAAGAAGACAGCAAGUGUCACAGCUGAAGACAUGGGUACUGCAUUUUCACAUCUUUAUAAAAUAUUAAAUGAAAGUCACCCGUGUGCCAUCAUUACUUGGAUAAAAGUGCCGUUUUCCUUCUUUUGUGUACCUAAUUGUUUAGGCAACAAAGUAUGUACAACAUGUUUAGGGUUAACCCAUUUAACAAGAUGGUCAAUAAAUCACAAUUUCCUAAUGUUUAUUUUUUUAUACAUGUCAUCAUUAAAAUAUAGAAUUAAUAAAUGCAACCCAACAGUU